Molecule: messenger RNA, 748 nt
Organism: Lytechinus variegatus (green sea urchin)
Lineage: Eukaryota; Metazoa; Echinodermata; Echinoidea; Temnopleuroida; Toxopneustidae
Product: monocarboxylate transporter 2-like
Exons: 2
Coding region: 227-748 (173 amino acids)
Biological process (GO): transmembrane transport
Molecular function (GO): transmembrane transporter activity
Source: RefSeq, a predicted model, not a curated record
AGGUAUACACGUGUUCUGGCGCAGAAGGCAGUUUGGUCCUUCUUAUCGCACAACUUGAGGUUUAGGGGGAAAGUACAUUUCCGCGUUUUGAUCGAAUAAAGCUACACAUGUAUGGAUGUACAGUUGUCAAUUUAAUGAUCUAUGACGAUCUGCCUACCUUCGUGUCAUUGCUGACUCCUUUCUCGACUUCGUCUACUCUUUAUUUUCCUUUCGACAUCAUCGCAGGAUGACGGGCUUGAAAUCGAUGAAGUCGAAACUUCCUCGUAGCUGGGGAUGGGUUGUGACUGGUGCUGCGUUUGUCAUGCAUUUCUUUGUCUUUGGAAUCAUGUAUUGCUUCAGCAUCACUUUCGUCACUCUCCAAGAAGAAUUUUCUACCAGUUCAACAGCUACCUCAUGGGCAGGCUCUAUUCCGAUUGGCUUGGGAACCAGUGCAGGGGUGAUCGUCACUCCACUCAUCAAGCGAUUCGAGAAUCGACCGGUGGCUAUUGUGGGGGUCCUCCUAACUUGCACAUCCAGUUUCGUUACGUCAUUUAUCACGGACUUCAGGCUCAUCUACUUCACAUAUAGCGCAGUCUUCGGCUUGGGUGUUGGAUUUUGUUCUCUGUCUUCAAUGGACCUCUUGCUUCAAUAUUUCCCAAGGAAGCACUGUUCACGAGCUACUCUUAUCUCAUUGGUUGGGUCAAGUACAGGUAAGAUUAUUGUGCACCUGACAAUCUCCUAUAUUCGUAUCCGGUGGGUCGUUUCAUAA